AUGGAGAACAAUCUACUUGAAAGCCUCCUCGAUCUUGAGGAAGAGUUUUACCAAGAGGGUUUUAAUCUCGGUGCUGCCGAUGGCGCACAAGCUGAACCCGAUCAGGGCGUUUCGAUGGCACCGGUCGUUUGUAAGGAGAUGGUGAGCUUCCCACCAAGCACCAGGCUGGCGAAAAAUAUCGACACCCUCUUGGAAUUGGUGGACCCGGCGUCUCUGCCCAUGCAGAACACCGAGGACGCCGUCAAUGAUGUGGAUGAGCGCCUGAAGGGGGCCAUCGUCAAGGCCAAGCUCAUCCAGCGUGCGUUAGGGGAACGGGAAGACACCGCCGACAUCCGCCCCGAUGCCAAAGAGACUCCGCGCUCCGGAGACGGCACUGGCAGCAUCGAAGAUAUCAGCUCGUUGAGCAUACGUCACUGA
Molecule: messenger RNA, 417 nt
Organism: Aspergillus terreus NIH2624
Lineage: Eukaryota; Fungi; Ascomycota; Eurotiomycetes; Eurotiales; Aspergillaceae
Exons: 2
Coding region: 1-417 (138 amino acids)
Source: RefSeq, a predicted model, not a curated record